AUCAUAUUGCAUCCUGUAACGGGGCGAUCUGUACUGCACACAAUAUUCCAAAUGUAAUCUAGCCAAAGUAUUAUAAAGCUGACUCUUACACUCAAUGUCCCAACCGUUAAAGGCACGCACACCAAACAUCUUCUUUGCCAUUCUACCUAUUUGUGUCACUGGAUAAAAUAAGGUGGGUAGGUCCGGUGCAACAUAGUGAAUGAAUAAAAUGACAUGAGUGGUUGUAUUCAGAUAAUAGAGUGAAUGGGCUGGACAGAAUACUGUCUAUACUGUUCUAUGUUCUGUUGUGACAAUAUGACAUCCAAAUGCAGCAAAAUUAAAAGGGUCAAGGAAGUCCCAAUUCCAUGAAGAGUUCUGGAAGACAAAGAAUGAAUAGAUGUAAUAGAGAUUUGUGCAUAGUGGGCGUGACACUAAUGAACUCAAUGUACACAAUGAGAUGGUAUGGGAUGGUGAGGUCAAUUAAACGCAUAGGAUAUUUAGGCAGAAUGGGAUGUGUAAGAACAUGUCUGGGUGCAAUGGAAUAGUCAAGUUUGAGAAAAGAACUUCAUACAAUGAGACAGCUCAACCUAAGAAGAUGGUUGAGCAACGAAUAUAUGCUUGGACACAAUAGUAUGAUGAGCACAAAGAAAUGGAUAAGUACCAAAAUGGCUGGAUAGAAUGGGAGGAGGAGGACACAAUGGGAUGGGCUGGUAAUAUUAGAUGACUGUCAAUUUCCCUACUUAAAAACGCCAUGGGAGCACUUACACGACACAAACAAAAGUAUGUUUUUACAGUGGAAGUUAAGGAUACAACAACAUAAGAGAAUAGGAGCAGAAGUUGGCCACCAGGCCCCUCAAGCCUGCCCCGUCAUUCAAUAUUAUCAUGGCUAAUACACCCAAUGCCUUCCCAGUGCAGGAUCCCCAUAGCCCUUAAUUCCCCUGGAAAGGAGAAUGAGUGUUGAUCAUGCCACCAAUGACUACAUGCCGCUAAGACAUUAAUUAAGGAAAAUAACAUCUGUGAGAUAAUUGGUUAGAUUAUAUUUGUUUGUUGGAUCUAAACAAGUGUGUGUGCAGACAAAAAGACUAUUGACCCACUGGUCAGUCCGAUAUUGUAACAUCUCCUUUGUACUACACUGGAAUAUUAGCCUGGAUUUUUUUUUCUCUAGAGUGGGAUUGGAACGUACACAAUUCUAACUGGGUGCAAAAGUUCAGUCGAUAAUAUAUCAUAGGCUCUGUAUGAGACAAAAUUAAUGUAAGUAGGAGGAGAUGAAAAUGGAGGGGAUUUCUUAUAACAAAAGAAAAGAUGAAAGGGAAUGGAAGUACUGGUCUGUUUCACCGUUCACCUAAUGAAAACAAUUUAAGUAAAUACGUGACUCACCAAUUUGACGCUGAUAAGUUUCAGUCACAAAAGCUACGUCUUUGACGGACGCAAGGGGCUAGGUUAUUUGAUCGACGGUAGACCAGCAGCUCAGACGUGUGGGAUCCGCCGGUUGCUGAGAGGACGACCAUGGCUACCACAAUGUGCCAGUGCCUGGGCUUUACCGUUGCCUCUCUUGGCUUUGUCGGCACCAUCGUGGCCACUGCCCUGAACAUGUGGAGCACUCAGGAUUUGGGCCAGGAUCUGGUGACAUCGGUUUACAACUACAUGGGACUGUGGAAAACCUGCGUACAGCAGACGUCGGGCUUCACAGAAUGUCGCCCCUUCUUUACCGUUCUCGGGCUUCCAGCCACAUUCCAAGCUAUCCGGGCUCUGAUGAUUGUCUCCAUCGUUCUCUCGUUGAUCGGCUCUAUGGUCUCCAUCCUGGCACUCAAGUGUAUUCGACUGGGAACCAUGGAAGAUACUGCCAAGGCCAACCUCACACUCACCUCUGGAAUCCUGUUCAUCGUUGCAGGAGUCUGCUGCGUAGCUGGUGUAUCAAUCUACGCAAAUAUGUUGGUGACUAACUUCUGGAUGACAUGUUACACAGAGGGUAGUGUGGCUGUUGCUGAUGUCAUGUUUUGGACUGAUAAGAGCAUUAUUCCUCACAGGUAUACGUUUGGUUCUGCCUUGUUUGUGGGUUGGGUAUCUGGAGGUUUGCUCCUAGUCGGUGGAAUCGUGAUGUGCAUUGCCUGUAAAGGAAUGGUACCCGAAGAGACUCGGUGAGUAAAUGAGCAACUGGAGGGAAAUCCAUGGGCAUUUACAUUAAUCAUCACUUUAAUCUAUAACGCACGAGAGCUCAAUGACCUCCAUUUAAUACAUAGCCUCCAUUCUGCUUAAAGGUUAUAUACUAUGAGUGCAAAGUUAAACCCAUUCUUUAAAAUAACCUGCAUUCCAUAUUCUCUGUCUCUUAUUUCAAGUUUCUUUACUCAGCUUAUACUAAGAACAAAAUAUCAAAAUUCAACUAAGAAUUGCUCUUAAAGGAUUUUUAAAAUUUAUACCCUUGCAUUGUCAGUGUCGUCUCAUGCUCCUCCUUCAUUCUCCAAUUACUGUUUCUCCCAUUCUUCCUCACCCACUAUCUUCAGAAAAUGGUGCACUCCAGACCAUUGGAACAGCCUAAGUCAUCUCAUGAUUCAAAAUCUCUCCCUCAACCUCUGGUCUCCUCCUCUGAACUCCGACAGUGUCCUGUAAUGUGUACCUUAGCCUUGAGGUUCGAUAAUGCUAAAUCAAAACACAUCAUUAUAUGUGUCUGUGGUCAUAAUAAGGAUCUGUUUCCAAAACACAUCACUAGUAUCGAGACCACCCAGAGGAAAUAAACAACCUGGAUUUAAGGUUUCUCUUCUGAGAAGGGACUGGAGAAACUGAAGUCAUUAGGAUGCCCACUGUUGGAGUUCAAAUUUAUAAGAAGUUUUGAAAAUUACAUCCACUGGUAAUGAUAAAAUUAAUGUAAGAUCUUCCUUAAAAGGAAAGAAAAAGUCUUGAUAAUAAAUUUUAUUCCAGAGAGGUUUACUGGGUCCGGCAGAUAUAGUGUGAGGGAAAGUAGCAAACCACCUGGGUCUGAUGGCAUGCGAUGAACAGGAAGGUUGGCACUGUAAUUAAGACGGUGAAAGCACAGUGUACGGGAAGGGUCAUGCAAGUCCUUUAAAAGAGGGGGGAGAAGGAGUGGAGCCAACUUUUAAGAAGCCAGAGAUACAUGGCUGUGAAGCUCUGCGGACAUUAACAUUGCCGGUCGGUUAUCCUUGGUUCUGAAAAUUACUGCUUACGUUUUUUUCCUCAAUGAGCCAAUGAAAUUCACCGGUCAGCACCGGCUACAACCUACAAGAACCUACGACAACCUUCAACCUCCUGGCAGCCCACUACCACUGCACCUAGGCACAUGAUUUCUCGCUACUUUCCAUGGCAGCAUAAUUCCCAGAAUGUGGGAACUCUUCACGACCAUGAAGGCGGCUACCCGGGAACCACCCGCGAACAUGUGACGACCAUGUGGCGACCGCAUAGUCUCCUGCAGUCACCCUAAAGAGUCGCCUAAGUGGGACAGGCCCAUCAGGAUUUUAAGAGAAUCGGUUUCAGUAGUAGUGAAUAUUGGGUUUUCAUUGACCAGAUUUAUCUUGUGACUUGGAAGCUACUAAAUGUAACCCAAUUUUUUGAGGAAGCGGGGUAGACAGGUAACUAUAAGUUAAACAAUCUGACAUAACUGGUAGAGAAACUAUGACCACAAUUCAGGUCAUAGUUAAUCAUUUGGGUACUGUCAGCUAGAUUUUAUGAAAGGAAGAUUCAUCAAAAUUAUGGAGGAUGUAAUAAGUAGGGAGAUAAGGAGAAACUAUUAAAUAGAUUCAAGUUAAUAGAAGGCUUUCAAACACUCAUCCUACAAUUCACUGAUGCUAUACCAAAUUUUAUGGCAUUGGGGUAAGAUGCAGUGAGCAGUAGUUGGCACUUACACAAUGUUGGAAAUAGACAAGUUAUUUUUCAACAGGUGACAUUUUGGAUUGAGACCCUUCUUCAGAGAUGCUGCCUGUCCCGCUGAGUUGCUCCAACAUUUUGUGUCUACCUUCAAUUUAAACCAAUAUCUGCAGUUCGUUCUUACACAUUAUUUUUCAUCAGGACUGGGUAUAACUAGAGGAUGCCAAAAGGAUGAAAGCUAGGAGUUUCUUUCUAGUUUAUAUCAUGAGCUGAGUAUUAAUAAAAUGCGUUUAUUUGGCCUCACCCAUGAGGGAAAAGUUCAUUUCCACAUAGAGGACAUAGACAUUUGGGUAGAAGAGGGUUUUCUCAUACAUAAAGCAAGACCUUCACUGUAGUCAUGUAUUGGAUUUAAUAAUAACCUGAACAGCACAAUAAUGCAGUUUAUAAAGUUAUUAACUCACAGCUCCAGCAAUCCAGUGCUGUCUGUGUGAAGUUUGCACAUUCUCCGUGUGACCACAUAGGUUUCUACCCAGAUGCUCUGGUUUCCUCUCGCAUCCCUAAAAGGUGCAAUUGGUAGAUCAAUUGGCUUGUAAAUUAACUACAUUUCCUUUAGUACGUGAGUGAGUUGGAGAAGUGAAUUGAUGGGAGUGUGGGGACUAUGAGACAAAUGUAGGAUUAAAGUAAGGGGGCUCUUGGAGAUCAACAUGAACUCGAUAGCCAGAAGAGCCUAUUUCUGUGCUGCACAUCUCCAAGACUGUAUAUCAGGACCUUCAAGAGAGACAAUGAGAGAAGGUCCUGCUGACAGCAGGGAUAAUUGAGGUCACAAUCAGAACGACAUGAUCUCAUCAAAUGACAGUGCGGGCUUGAAGGGUUUAGCAGCCAACUUCUCUUCCUAAAUCAGUAGGAAUGUUCAUACACUCAUUAAACAAUACUUCUUUUAUGCAGGUAUAAUUCCACCAUCUACAAGGCUCCAAGCCGAGGUCACACCUACAAGUCUGGCUACAAAUCCAGCACCCACUAUGAAACAGAAAUGGCUCCAGUAAAGAGGACCUAUCCCGAUGAGAAAUCCGCGUACAACCGGAGCACUAAUGAGGAUACCAAACAAGGGAAAUAUGAUUAUGUAUAACGUUGCUGGUUUCACCAUGAUCCCAGUGCCACCCUGAGGUGAGAGUCUGGAUGGCAGCCAUCACCUCAGGAUUCCAAAUAUAUUCCCAGAUUCAAUUUUCAUCCCCAGCCCCCUCCCCUUAUCCAGUCACUCUAUUAUGUAGUUUAGAUUCCCAUAAUGUGCAGUGUCAUAGAAUGUUCCCCCUAUUGACUAAGAUGACAGGUUUGCCCAGUUGCCAUGCAUGAGAAAGCAGUAAAAAACAAUUUAUGUGGGGACUGCAGUCAAGAACUAGCCACUGGCAGUGGAAUGAUUGACAGGCUGUACUAUAUGGAUAAUCCACCACCAGCCGUCUUGCUUCCCCACUGAAGUUGAGCAUCAUCCCCAAAGAUACUUGGCUGGAAGCUAGAGUUUGAAUCCACUUUCAACCAACAUGUUCUUAUUACCCAUGGAUGAAGUAGGUCAACUUAACAAACACCACAAUACAGACACUAAAAGUUAGGCAAACUAGGCAAACUGUUCAAUCCCAACAAUAAGAACAGGGUUAACACGGUUGUUAAAGUUGGUAAUGUAAAUAGAUUCAAGGUACCUCUAGAUGCAUUUCCCAAGAAACCUGGUGGAAGAAACAUGUUGAAAGGCAAGUGUGGUGGAUAAUCCAUCCCGGGGUAUUACUGGACAAAACUUGUCCCUCCUCUUCCCACACUUCCUUAUCCUGAUGACAUGAUGCCAUUGGAUAUUAAAUUGAAUGCGAAUGGUUCCAUUUUCUCAAAAUGAAUAACACCCAUACACAAGGAGGAAAGUACGACCCAAAUGUUCCAAAUGUCAAGUGAUCUUUACUGAGGUUAAACAAUUUUCCAAUGUAGUAUUCCUGAUUCUGAUAUCUGGAACUGCUUCCCAAUUUCGUACAUCCCCUGUAUCUUUUUCAUUUUCAGAAUUCCCCCUCUGAAUACAUUAAUUUGAUGUUAUCUAUUUUCCACUAGCUGUACAAUAAUAUAUCCUAACUUAAAACCUUGAUCCCCAAAUCCCUCUAAUGCUGCCUUUGAACUCUCAACCUGCUUGGUGUAAUUUACCUUUCCUCUUUAGUCUUUUUUUUUUUACAGUACAAAUGAUUGGAGCAGGACAUAUUUGGACAUGUAUGAAUAACACUAGUAUAAAUGGGAAAGGGAUAAUGGAACAAGAGAUAGCUAGAAGGUUCACAGAGGAUGUAAAGGAGAUAAGGACAAAGAUUAUAGUGCACUAUAAGGCAAGAAGAGGUGAAGAAUGUUUAACUCAGAACCAUUUUAAGAGAACUAUAAUCUAUUGUGGGCAUUGCUUCACAUCAGAACUCAUCCACAGAUAUUAGUGCUUUAUUUUUUCCAAAAAUAAAACUUUACAAAUCAACGUUAUGCUGUUAGAAAUUAGGAACAUUUUCUAAUCUUAUCCCUGAGAUUUAGUUUGAUGCAAAAUGUGUUUUGUUUUUUUAUAAACUAUGACAAUGAAUAAAUACUUUGUUUUAUUAUUCAUAAAUAUUUUGCAAGUGCUGCAGGAAUUAUAUCAUCAUAAAAUAUUGGCUCAGAGGUGAAGAUACCAGACUAGUAACCAAAGGGCCUGGAUUAACAAUUGGACAGAGUGAUUCAAAUCUCACUCUGGCAGCUAUGAUAUUUGUU
Molecule: messenger RNA, 6543 nt
Organism: Leucoraja erinaceus (little skate)
Lineage: Eukaryota; Metazoa; Chordata; Chondrichthyes; Rajiformes; Rajidae
Product: claudin-18-like
Exons: 5
Coding region: 1486-2121 (211 amino acids)
Biological process (GO): cell adhesion; bicellular tight junction assembly
Cellular component (GO): plasma membrane; bicellular tight junction
Molecular function (GO): structural molecule activity
Source: RefSeq, a predicted model, not a curated record